Messenger RNA from Neospora caninum, 2994 nucleotides. RefSeq lists its product as hypothetical. Gene Ontology annotation, cellular component: membrane. Lineage: Eukaryota; Apicomplexa; Conoidasida; Eucoccidiorida; Sarcocystidae. The record is from RefSeq and is a predicted model, not a curated record. Gene Ontology annotation, molecular function: lipase activity. The transcript is spliced from 3 exons. The coding region runs from base 1 to 2994 and encodes 997 amino acids.
AUGCGAAACUCAGGCCGUCUUCCUCGUCUGUCCGACGGCUCGGGGACCUCGGACCGCGAGCUCCGCCGGUUCGAGAAGCACGGAGAGUCGCAAGCAAACGAGCCCCGGAGAGCCGAGAGGCGCGCGCUGGCCUCUCUGUGGAGUCCCGCAGCUACGGCGAGACAAUGGCGGCGCUUCUGCGCCUUUCGUCCGAGGGGCGACGGGGCCUUGGCGGGGAGCUCCGCACUCGCUGCAUGCGCGUCUGGCUGCUUGAAGGAAGCGUCCGGUCGUUCAGACGGGGAGACAGAUUCAGGCGAAAGGGACGAGAGGAAGGAGCAAAGACGAGCGCGACGCGAAGCGGCCCUGGGCGUGCCGGGCGCGGGACAAGCACCUGCCCGCGCGGUCGAACGACAGGGAAAGGCGCUCGGAACGACUGAGCCGGGCAGUCUGCAGCGACUGUAUAGACACGACGGGUGGCCGGACGAAGGCGAACUCGUCAACAGCCAGGGCUUGGCGCUUCGCACCUACACGUGGUGGCCGUGCAAGUGCAAUCCAUUUCUUGUCUCUCUGAGCACAGACCCAGGCGGAGAAAGCGACGCAGCUGCCAAGCUCGAGGACCGGCGUCCGCCCGUCUCGCCCUCUCCUCUCUCUUCUUCUUCUUCGUCUUCUUCUCUCUCGUCUUUCGGCGAUCCGCAGGAGAGCAGGCGCGGGCGGUCGACAGGUUGGGGGGCUGAGAGGGAGACGAAGGGAGGGCCGGGGCGCGCGCGAGAGGGACAAGAACCGCGCCGAAGGAGCGAGGACGCGAGAGCAGGGAAUUCAGUGGGAGCUGAGACGUACCUGGUCGGCGAGAACGGCGAGUUGCAGCGCGACAGAGUAACAGGAGUCACUGCAUGCACGGCCUGCAACUCUCCGAUCCGCGGCGUGGUGAUUCUCGUGCACGGGUAUGGCGAACACUGUCGGAGUCACUUUCUGCAAAAGCUUCCAAGCAGACCCAGCGAGGGAGCAUCUCCGGAAGAAACCGAGACAGGGAGAAGACCCGUAACCGACGGUGCCUCGCUGGCAGAUGAGAGUGACGAUCUGAACGAAAAAACGCGACUCUCUUCUUUCUCUGCUUCUUCAUCUCCGUCCUCGUCGUCCUCUUCUUCGUCUUCGUCUCUCGGUGUUUCGACCUCGUCAGAUCUGCCUUCUGCCUUUGCGCCUGGACCGGAGUCUUCCUUGGGUUCGUUGUUUUAUGAGAACAGCUGGGUGCAUGCACUGAAUACGCGCGGCUUCCUGGUCGUCGGUUUCGACUUGCAAGGCCAUGGCAUGAGCGGCGCGUGGCGAGGCCUGCGGUGCGUGGUCUCGGAGCUGGACGACUUUGCGCGGGACGCCCUCCUCGUGGUUCUCUGGACGCAGCGGCGCUUCGGAUCCCCCGACAGAAAAACGUUUCCCGUCCACCUCCUCGGCCUCAGCAUGGGCGGCUGGGCGGCCGCGCGAGCUCUCGAACUCGCCGGAGACGCAGGGACGGUCGCCCGCUGCCGCGCGCGGGCUCGAGGCGCGUUUGAGACACCCAACGGGGACGAGGAGACAGGGGAGGCGGAGACAGGCGGCGGAGCCGAGAGGAGCGUGAGACGCGCCACCAUGAGCAGAGAGGACGAAGCUGGCGAGGCUCGAUGUGCGAGAACAGGGGCCGGAGAGGGCGAGCUGGGAGCGUUCGGCGAAGAAGCAGACUGGCGAGACACGACACCUUUCGCACGUGCGGCGGCAGGCGUCUCGACCGAAGAAGGGAAGGAAAAGAAGGAGAGGGUGGGCGGCGAGGAAAGGGACACAGACGGACAGCUUCCGUUUGCAGAAGCGCCGGGUCCACUUUCGCCGGCUUCUCGAGAGUUCUGCGCGUCCGCGAACGAUGCACUCGGGCUGACGGGGCUGAUUCUUGUUUCGCCCAUGUUCGAUCUCGAGAGACGCAAAGCGAAGCUAAAGUGGGAACUCGCCAAGUACGGCAUCAUUCCCCUCGCCGCGUUCUUCCCAGGUGUCCCUCUGGAGCUCUUUGCACCCUGGAGGCGUCUGCGGAAGGACAGAAAGCGAAAGCGCGUAGCAGAAUACGAGCGACUUCGUUUGUCCUUUCAAGCAGACCCUCUGACGUUCAAGGCGUCGCCGCCGGGGGCGCUCGUUGCCGCCAUCAUGCGCGGGGCUCAGCGCGCACUCGAUCUGGAAGAAGUGGAGAAAAUAACCGCCAGAAAUGUGGAGAAGAUUUUGAUUCUCCACAACGCCGGAGACACCAUCUGCGACGUGGGAGGCGCCGUGCAGUUUUUCGAGCGUCUAGGAGCUCGCGAGAAGGAAAGCCGUCGGCGCGAAGGCGAGAGAGAAAGCGGCGAGAGGCUCGGCAGCGAAGGAGCGCAUGCAGGCCGGAAGGCUAAGGAGGUCGAGGAAGAAGGCGAGGCGGAGGGUGCACCCGAGAAGCGGCGGGGCGCGAACGCCCCUCAGAGGGCCUUGAUUCUGCUGAAUGUCGGAGCAACGGAGCAGAGAGGCGAGAAACGGGAAGAGUUCCGGACCGACCAGCGAAAGGACUUCGACGCAUUUCUCGAGCGCGCGCGGGCCUCGCGGCACAGGGACGCGCUGGACAGCCCACAGGGAGCAGAAGGCUCGCGAGGGGCACGGGGAGCUCGAGUCGGCGACAGCCGAGGCUCGCGCGAGCCGGCAAAUCCUGCCGAAGGAAGACAGCCUACGAGGGCGGUCGGUUACCUGGGGGAGAGAGAGAAGGGGGGAAACGUAGAGCGCCUGACGAAGGGAAAGGUGGAGGAAGCGAGAGAGGCGCAGAAGGAAAUCGUGACCUUCGUGGAGAACGUCGACGUGUGGCACAACCUCGCAAAUGAGCCUGGACACGCAAACGUUUUCGCCCUUAUCGACGGCUGGCUCCAAGACGCAGACACAGAGAGAGAAAAGGUGCAAAGUGGGGAAAGACAGGCGGAUCCCGCCGCAGGGUGCGCAGACAGAGGGGAGCGGCAAACCACGCCGACGAAACCCGAAUGCGCAUGA